Messenger RNA from Impatiens glandulifera, 1836 nucleotides. RefSeq names its product regulatory protein NPR6. Gene Ontology annotation, molecular function: protein binding. Bases 245 to 1705 code for a protein of 486 amino acids. The record is from RefSeq and is a predicted model, not a curated record. NCBI's taxonomy places the organism in Eukaryota, Viridiplantae, Streptophyta, Magnoliopsida, Ericales, Balsaminaceae. Gene Ontology annotation, biological process: plant organ development. The transcript has 2 exons.
GCCACCCAAAUUGCUUUCUCUCUCCUCUAAAAUUAAUAUCUCAAUUUAGUGUGUGAGAGAGAGAAUCUCACAAGCUAACAGUAUGCAUCCUCAAUUCAUGAUUGAAGACGAACACAUGAAGAAGACGAUGGCCACUCUCUCUCUACUCUAAAUCAUCAGAUAUCUAUCUGUUUGUUUACCAAAGCUAUAAGAACAGUUUGAUUAUUAUUAUUAAGAGAUUCAACCAAAACCUGUUAAAAGAAAGAUGAGUAUUGAAGAAUCUUUGAGAUCUCUUUCUCUAGACUACCUCAAUCUCCUGAUCAACGGCCAGGCGUUCAGCGACGUUGCGUUCAGCGUCGAGGGUCGGAUAGUACACGCCCAUCGUUGUAUUCUCGCCGCUCGUAGCUUAUUUUUCAGGAAAUUCUUCUGUUCCGGAUCAGAUUCGCCGGCGGGUAGUGGCGGAACCGACCACUCUGGCCUGAGAAUGAUGGGGUCGCCGAGGGGAUCAACUCCGACCCAGGUCAUUCCUGUAAAUUCGGUUGGAUAUGAAGUGUUUUUGCUACUUCUUCAAUUUCUCUAUAGCGGUCAGGUUUCAAUCGUGCCGCAGAAACACGAGCCCAGACCUGAUUGUGGUGAUAGGGGUUGUUGGCAUACACAUUGCACCUCCGCUGUUGAUCUUGCACUUGAUACACUCGCCGCCGCUAGAUCUUUCGGAGUUGAACAGCUCGCAAUGCUCACUCAGAAGCAAUUGGCGACUAUGGUGGAGAAAGCUUCGAUCGAGGACGUAAUGAAGGUUCUAAUAGCAUCUAGAAAACAAGACAUGCACCAGCUAUGGGCAACUUGCUCCCAUUUAGUAGCUAAAUCGGGUCUCCCACCGGAAAUCCUGGCCAAGCAUCUCCCAAUCGAGGUCGUAGCGAAAAUCGAGGAACUCCGUCUGAAAUCAACUUUCUCCAGCUCCCACGGCCGCCACUCAACCGGCCAUCUCCUCUCCCACCACCACCACCGGUCCCAUUCUGCCGCCGCCGGAGAGGAACAAAAGAUCAGGCGUAUGAGGCGGGCCCUAGACUCAUCAGAUGUGGAACUUGUCAAACUCAUGGUGAUGGGUGAAGGACUAAACUUAGACGAAGCUUUAGCUUUACACUACGCUGUAGAAAAUUGCAGCCGUGAAGUAGUCAAGGCACUGCUUGAGCUGGGCGCGGCUGACGUGAACCAUAGAGCCGGGCCGGCAGGGAAAACAACACUACACGUGGCGGCGGAGAUGGUUUCGCCGGAUAUGGUGGCUGUACUACUUGACCACCAUGCGGACCCUAAUGUACGGACGGUUGAUGGAGUUUCUCCAUUGGACAUUCUUCGGACCCUGACUUCGGAUUUUCUCUUUAAAGGAGCUAUUCCUGGGCUGACACAUAUUGAGCCGAAUAAGUUGCGGCUCUGUCUCGAGCUUGUGCAAUCGGCGGCUAUGGUGAUUUCUAGGGAGGAAGGUAAUAACAAUGCUGCUGCGGCGGCCGCCGCAGGCCCGUCUAUCUCUGCCACCACAUUAUAUCCAACGGCGGCUAACAAUUCGGAGGAGCAAGUGAAUUUGGAUUCUCGACUUGUUUAUUUGAAUCUGGCGGCGGCUCAGAUGAAUGAAAAUGCAGGUCAUCAUGAUCAUGAUCACCAAAGAGAUCAUCAUCAGACUACAACCAUGUAUCAUCACCAUCACCACCAUGCUCAUCAUGAUCAGUAUUAAUUAAUUAAUUAGCUAGCUCUCUCUCUCUAAAUAUAAAAUAUAAUUGUGGGGAAUGAAUGAAUGAAUGAAUUACAAGUAAAUGAUUGAAUUGAGAUUCGAGGAAAUGGAGAAGAGAUUUGAUAUUUCUGACA